GCUGUGCGUCGUCGCGACGAUCAGCUGUGCGCACCUAACCUCCUCUCACCUUCACUCGGCGCGCCGCGCUCCCGAACGACAGUCCGACCGUCCGACGUCCGAUAGUACGCGUUUCAUUUUGUGUGUCUUGUAUCCAAUGUUGUUGAGCACUCGGCGCUAGCGCCACCCGAUAGAGAGCGGCCGGAAUUGCGAUUCGAUUUCGUGAACUAAGCCGCGACAGCGAAGAGCGGUGUCAGUGCGUGUGCCAUUUCGCGCCGAGAAAUGGAAGUUGACGAGACGCGUUCGUACUCCGAUACAAGAGUGAGCACGUUGCCGAUAUUGCGUGUAAUCGUGCGCGAGCUCGUCGCGGUGACAGCUGUGCGCGUACUUGUUUUUUGAAGCUCUUGUUAUGACAAAGAAGAUAUCACCGGGCACGACCGGUCACCGACCAGCCGCGUAUCCGGCCGAAAGAUUGUUGUCAUCGUCGCCGUUGUGUAAGUAUCGUGCACGUCGCGUAUAAAAGUGUUUAGUUGGGUCUUCCGUUCCCUUGCGAGAAGGAAUUGCCGGCGAGGAAUUAAUACGAGAAUUCAAAAGUCAUCGAGGAAAGAGUGAUCGAAGCAAAGAUGUGGUGUCUUGUCAGUCAAGCCAAUUCUGUCAUCCUCGAGGUGCAGGUCGAUCCGAAGGCCAUCGGCCAAGAAUGUCUCGAAAAGGUUUGCGACUGCCUGGGAGUCAGCAAGGAGUGCGAUUACUUUGGGUUAAAGUAUCAAAAUGCGAAAGGCGAGGAGCUCUGGCUGAACCUAAGGAACCCUAUAGAACGGCAAACCGGCGGCGGCGUGGCGCCUCUAAGAUUCGCCCUGAGGGUUAAGUUUUGGGUGCCGCCUCACCUGUUGCUACAAGAAGCUACCAGGCAUCAAUUCUACUUGCAUUCCCGCCUCGAGCUGGUUGAUGGUAAAUUAAAGGUAUCAGAUUGGAGUUCCGUGGCCCGUCUAGUAGCCCUGAUAGCGCAAGCCGAUGGUGGUGAUUAUGAUGCACUAUCACCGCCGCAUGCACUCUACUCUCAAUGCUGUCAUAUUCAACUCGCGGAGCCGUGUGAAGCAAAACCUCAAGAUUUUCUACUUCGAAUAGUUCAGCAACACAAGGAAAUCAAGGGAAUGAAAGCUUCGACCGCUGAAUAUUGGCUCUUGAAAGAAAUAUCCAAUCUCGACAUGUUUGGGCAAGAAAUGUUUCAUAGUAAAUUUGGAUACAACGGAGUUUCUAUGAUCGGCGUUGGUCCACACGGAAUUACGGUCUAUCGUAAUCAGGAUGAAGAAACGCAAAACAUACCGUACACCGCUAUACAAAGCGCUACGUCACAACGGCGAAUGUUUCAUUUGGUUUACCUUUCGCUCGAUGGUGAAGAGACGUCGUUGGAUUUUAAAUUAGACUCGAGCCAAUCCGCUAGUGGACUUUAUAGAGCGAUUACCGAGAAACAUGCAUUUUACAGCUGCGAAACAGUUAGAAGCGCAGUCACCGCGCAGUUUAUCCGUGAUUUAAAGGGGACAAUAAUUUCCAUUUUCAAUGAAGAUUCGACUCUAGGCAAAAAGUACGUGUUCGAUAUACGCAGGACUUGUCGGGAGGUUUAUGACAAUGCACGGCGUGCGCUUUAUUGCGAGGCUGCGACCAUAGCUUUGCCAGAAGAGAAUGAGAUUCUCGAGAACCACGCCUGUAGCGAAUGCGAAAAUCCCAAGUGCAAGGAAUCUCGGGAAUGUCUGGCGAGAUUACUAGACGCUAUGCUGUGUCGGAUCUGUAUGGAUCGAAGCCUAGACACCGCCUUGUUUCCCUGCGGACACGCUGUGGCCUGUUUGGAUUGCGCCCGUCGCUGCGAGCGUUGCCCAUUAUGCCGAGCCGAUAUUGACUAUUGCCGGACGAUAUACCUUCCGAUCGAGCUGACGCACAUCGAUAAACACACUCCGAAGCUGUUGUCGGAGACGAUCGAGCCUGUAUUCGGCAAGCCGGAGGAAAUAAAAGAGGAAAUUUUAGGCAGCGAAGCGUCCGUGAAUAGUAAUAUUUGAGAGUGUCGAAUCAAACGUCGAUUCAGCUCGUUUGAAAAAUUCUUCAGGAUUGUUACUUGCCGCGCAGGAAGAGCGUAUUAAUUAAAAUAUAUGCGAGAGCGAAGCACUUUUUUAUUUACUUAUCUUACCGAGUGAUUUUUGACGUUGGUGUUUCGUCGAUUUCACGAAAUCUUUAUUUUGUGCGAUUGUUUCAGAUAAUUUUAUUGUUAUAUAUUCGUCAGUGUUUCUUUCCUAUUUCAAUUUUUCAUUUAUUCGCUUAAGUUAUACGAAAAAAUAACAACAUACCAUACACAUUCAUAA
Messenger RNA from Camponotus floridanus (Florida carpenter ant), 2330 nucleotides. It is a transcript of the gene dnr1, whose product is annotated as E3 ubiquitin-protein ligase MYLIP. Gene Ontology annotation, cellular component: cytoskeleton. Bases 603 to 2030 code for a protein of 475 amino acids. The record is from RefSeq and is a predicted model, not a curated record. Lineage: Eukaryota; Metazoa; Arthropoda; Insecta; Hymenoptera; Formicidae. Gene Ontology annotation, biological process: ubiquitin-dependent protein catabolic process. Gene Ontology annotation, molecular function: ubiquitin-protein transferase activity. The transcript has 7 exons.